AUGAAUGUUAAUCCAAGUAGAAAACGGAAACUUUCGGUUACUUCUAAAUACGCGCCAUCAUCGUGUGGCCUGCAAGAUGAAAACGAUUGCGUGCCUGGCAAAGCCAGAAAACUCGCAGCACCAUCAAAGGUUAGUGUCUCACUUUGCUUAACGUUUUGAAUCAUUUUUCUUUGGUUAUAUCUCAGUGUGUUUGUACUGAAUUUAACAAGAGUGAUACAAUUUACUUGUUUCUAGAAAUUUCAGCCAAGUGCAAUUGAGAAGUCCACCGCGGACACGGUUUCAAAAAGGUUAGUGGUUUGGAAUUUUCAACUUUUGAUGACUGCGAAAUUAACUUUGAAUGGCGUGUUAAUUUUUUUUUAUCAUUUUUUUUCUUUCUCUUAGCCUUAAAAGAGCCCACAGCGAGACUGAAUUAGACACAGAGACACCACGGAAAAAGAUCUUUUUAUCCGCACCUAAAGUAAGUUUUUUUAUAUACUUCAAGCGCACGGAAGGGUCCAAAAGUCAGACAUUUUAAAAUUGAAACUCAGCUUAAUUAUUGAUCAUUUCCUGUUUCCAUCCUAUGUGAAGUUCAGUUAUAGGCAGAUUUAUUAACAAAAUGCAUAAUGUGGCCAUGAAAGAUUUAAUUUGAGUCCGUGACUUACAGAAACAUUAGCGCACUCAAUAAUUAAAAACUUUGACGCCUGCAUGUGUUGUCGCCUAGGAAACCAAUUUGACUUCAAUCAUAAGUAACCAUAGUUACGUAAAUGAUCCUGUUCGUUAUUGAACGCAGGAGGAAAAAGUAUAUAAUAGCCGUUGCUCCAGGGAAGUCAGAAAAAUCUUUUAAAGUAUUCUUGCUUCCUGGAAAACUCCGAAACAAAGCCUUUUCUAUAGUUUAGUUACAAUACGGAAAAAAAUUCUUAUGAUGUUUUCUGGCGUAGCAAGACCCUUUACAAUAACGAUAAAAAAUUAUCCCUAGGAAAAGAAAGAGGUUGCUGAUGACAAGAAAGGAAAUUCAGUCCCUGGAACUAGUGGAACGCAUCAAGUGGCGACUGGCAACAAAGGAAAUCGCCACAAAAAGACGCGAAGAGGUACUGACAUAUAUACUAUUAAAUUAUUUAAGAGGAGUGUGGAAAAGCGAGGUCCCUUCGCGUCUAACCAAUGAAUUUUUUGACUUUUCAGGAAAGCGGAAACCCAAAGGUCUUGCGGCUUACGAGAUGGGAGGAUGUCUCGGUGCUGGAGGAUUUGGACAAGUUUUCUCUGCUACGAGAAAGCGAGAUAAGCUACCGGUAAGCAAAGAAUUAUCUUUAACACUACUUGGACAAUUACAAAAAAAUUUAUCAAAAACAAAAAACGUAUAAAACAAAACAAAACAAACAAACAAAAUCAAAGAACGCUAUUACUCUCAAAGUCGAUUAUAGCGGAGAAAUAUGAGUUUUAAGUGAGGCGAGUCUGUGGAUAUGAAUUUUUUCUACUCGUUUUGAUGGUAAUUCACAGAACGUAAUCUGGGAUUCUUUGUUACGGAGUUGAUCUUGACCACCUUUAGGAAAGUAAAGAUGUUCGGCAAAAUAACUCGUUCGACAAAAGCAAAUGCUACGUGAGCAGACGCUCUUCUAGUUUUAUACUCUUUGUUUCAUAGGAUACGUGACGCAUAAUCUUUUGAGAUUUCCGACUACACCCAUUGUAUAUCUUUACGGUGUGGAUUCCGUGUAUUGUAUUGCGCAUGAUCACAAAAACAUUCUGCAUAGUAGGAUGACUCUCGGCUCCUCUGUCAUCAUGUGCUUAACAGAGAAAAUGGCUGUUGCUUUCAUGAUCGAAGAUGACGACAAGCGACAAGUUAGUAAGCACCGUCAGAUUUAUUUUGUUUUGUCUAAUUUCAUAAAGGUGGCUAUCAAAUUUGUCAAGAAGGAUAGGGUCAGGAAUUUCAAAGAGGUAAGUUUUAAGAUUUAGCCAUGAUUCAGGAACGCUGAUUUUCACUCACAAAAGUUCUUGCGGUCACCGGAAAUCAUUUAAUUUCCUCGGUUUCGUUUAGAAAAUUUGUUUGUUAAGAUCAUUAUUGAAACAGUUCAUUUAAUCUUUCACACUUUUCUUAUCCGAAAUUAAUAUCUUAUCUACUUAUCUAGCCGCGUUUUUGGAAAACGAACCUAAUGAAAUUUCAGCCAGUUGAGUGAAAAAGGGCCAAAAAGCAGGGUAUUUUCCGCCCGAAAAGCUCCAAAGGAAAAGGAAAUCGGGGAAAAGAAAGAGCCAGGAGGAAGAAAGGAGAACAGAAAAAAGCAAUGGCUGCACUCUUAGUUUUUAGCUGGCUACUUUGGAGAUUUUGGCCGUAAAAUAGCUGUUUUGUGGAAGAGGUUUAUUUGGCGGUUACGUUUUCAAAAAUCCGGUUGAGUAUAUAAGUGAAUCAAUAGAAGGAGAUGCAGGCCAGCAAUGAACAGUUUUCGUAUGGACCCAAAUACGACGGGGAAUAUCUAUUGAAUCCCUGCUUUAACGCCCAUCCGGUAUGAGACGGCUACACCGCGUUGGCUAUCUGUCAUUUCAUAUCUAAAUAGUACGAGUGAUCUAUUUUAUUUAAUGUUUUUUAUUUGUAUUUCCCGGCAUUAUAUAAUCAGGCCCAAAUAUCAUGGCGAUUCCACUAAGCUUUUCAAAAUUAACUCUUAAGCUGCUCCAUAUACAAUGUUUUUAGUACAGUAUAGAGCGGUUUUCACUUGACUGUCGAAAGUAAUUGGUUUUGGUUUUGGUUUUGGUCUUACUACGCCCUUUGGUUGGCUAGUGUAUUUACUUUGGUUUUGGUUUUACGACAGUCAAGUGAAAACCGCUCUAUUACUGAAUCAUCAUUUUUAUGGUCAUACUUAGUGGAAGAGGCUAAACUGAUUAUGAAAGGCGGCGAACAUCAUGGAUAAAUCAACAGUACUGCAGUUUACGUUGGAAACUCCCUAACGGUGCCUGAGCCUUUGUUUUCUGCAUCACAAAUUGUACCUGAAAAAAAUAAGGCGACGUUUUUAUUGAACAAUAAGAUCAAAAUGUCAGGAAAGCUAUUGAGAAUGCUAGAGAAUGGAAACAGACUUACUUAGAUCUUUCUCCCUCUGUAGAUCAAUGGCAAGCAGUUCCCCGUUGAAGCUUACUACCAACGCCACAUUUGUCAUCCAAACAUCAUUCAGCUCUUGGACGUUUUCACCCACAAAGAAAAUUUCGUUUAUGUGCUCGAACGUCCCGAAGAUUCUUCGGACCUGUUUGACAUCAUGGACGUCGAUGACGGGAUGACCGAAGACGAUGGAAGACGAUUUUUUACGCAGAUUCUUGAUGCCACUAUUCAGUGCGAGGAACAAGGUAUCUUGCACAGAGAUAUCAAGCCUGAAAAUAUUAUUGUUGAUUUGACCAACAUGGAUGCAAAGCUGACUGAUUUUGGAUUGGCUUGUGAAACCCAAGAAGAACCUUUCAGGCGUUUUGUAGGUAAGAGUUGGAAACAAAAAAAAUAGACCAGUCAGUUCACUGUUCAAUAUAUAUUGUCUGUGUCAUCGUCUGGCACGAUUGUUUCAAACGAGAUCAAUUGACUUAUCCAAGCCUUUGUGCAACAGCAUCACGCAGAUAGAUUAAAAUAUACAAGAGAGAAGCUUUCUCACCAUAUCUUCUUACUAACAGCUAGUACAGAAUAUGUACUAACGUGAGUGUGGGAGUGCUCCAGAGAUAACGAAUAACAUUUGAGUUCUGGAUCCUAACCAACGUAAAACAAACUUUAUUGAAACACUGAAACCGAUGAUUAAUUUUGUUCAUUGCGCAAAUAGCUGAAUAAAGUGACCUCACUCUUUCUCUCGAUGGUUCCUAUGAGCUCAUGCACCUGAUAAUAGCCUAUCUGGCUCUUAAUCGGACAUCACUGUCCAAGAAUAACGUCAUGGUCUUUUUUUGUUUCUACUGCAAACGUAUGAACACUCAUGAAGGUUGAGAACAAGGCUGAUAUAUUCUCAAUUUCAACUUUACAGGAACUCAUCACUACUGUCCUCCAGAGUUCUUUUCGCAUCACUGUUUCCUUGGUAACCAAGCCACUGUUUGGCAACUGGGCUUCUUGCUGAACGAGAUGCUGUCCGGAGAGAUGCCUUAUGUCAAGCCUCGUAUGGCCCUAUACAUGCCUCCUUCGGUUCCUAAAUACCUGUCAAAAGGUAAGAACGUUUUUAGCAUUGCCAGAAAUUAGGGACAAGAUGGCGGUUGCGCGUGCGCACUAAGGCCACAAUGGCUGCGAAUUCGUAUAAGAAAAUGUAUGGAGAUAACGAAACUUUUUCAAAUAUAUCGAUUAUAAGCUCACGGGUGUUCGGUGCCCGACUCGAAACAUGUUAAGUGCUGUGUAACCCUCGCAUCUGGGUUAAAAAUAGCUAAUUAGAAGUAGGUUUACUUACUUCCUGAUGUGGCCACUUUUAUUCCUUGUUGUACGCUCCAUUUCUCCAUACAUUGUCUUAAAAUCUUGCCGAAGUCAUGCGAAAUACUCGUCGAUUAGAGGAUAAACCCUUCACUGAAGUAAAUUUGCCCGACUCGAUAUCACUUCUGCGAUGGAAGAUGUUUCCAAAACAGUCGUUAAAGGACGAUUUUGCACUGCAAAAUACUUCCAAAGGCGCAUUAUUUCCCUCAGUUUUCCAUCUGUAGUCCAGUAAUGGACGCCAUGGUUGCGAAUGACACAUUUCGGUCGGACAAAGCUUCACAACUCCAAACCUCACCGAAUCGCCAUUUUGUUUGUUGCUACAACUCCAGAGAUGCUUCACGGGAUAUAAACUAGGUUCCAGGCAUUCAAAAAUCCUCUAUUAGCCUACCAGGCUUGGUUUUAAAACAAAAUUGUCACGAAAAUGUCACGAAAGGUACAUCCGCGUACUGUUUUGUUGCUAUCAGCCGCUCGGCCGCGUAUAAACCUAACAUUUUCUUGCAAGGUGUUAAAUUCCAGCUUUUUUCUUCGUAAAACAGAUCCACAGAGCUCAAAUUAUUUAAAAAAUCGCAAGGGAUACGCUUUCCCUGACUACGAUAGUUUUUGUCCGCCAUUUUAAAAACGAGAUUCCGCUGACAAUUGAUCACGGGCGCGAAAUGUCCACGAUUUCUGGCAAUGGUACCGCGCAGUUUACGGUGCUUUGUUUUCCAUCAGGCGACUCUCACAAUAAAACAAAACUUGAGCGCGGCUAGCUAACUUAUUUUAAUAGUCCAACUAGAGUGUCAACAGGCUCUCUUAAGAGGCAUGAGGCACUCUCAUAUGAAAGAAGCGGAUAUGAUCCUCGGAAAACUGAAAUUGAACCCGAAAGGCGACCAGUUUGGACAUGGCUCUGGCUUUGUUUGACACCUGUGAGACCAAACUUCAACACAGUCCCGUCUGACAGCAUUUGUUUCUUUUUAUAAAGAACUUCUUAUGCGUGAAACCACAAGCGAUACCUUAAAGAUUUGUAAAAAUGUUGACCUUCCAACCUAAACACCCAAACUGAGACCAAAAUUUGUAGUUUCUUACCCUAAGCAAGAUGAAAAGCAUCCCCAUCAUGGGAGUUCUUGCCUCUCUCUCCCCGAAUUAAGGAUUAAGACUAAGAGAAGCUAGAAUCGAAAGCCCACAAGUAGCUUCUACCAAAGAUGUGUUACGAUUGAAAAGCGUGUAGAUAAAAAUUAGGCUGUUACGUGCGAAUCAUUAAUUAGAUUAGCAUUAGAUUCGAUCUCAGUAUAAGAUUCUUUUCUGAUUGGAUGAAAGUAUAACACAAGCUAUUUUGACCCAUCACAAGAAAUCGUGAAAGGUUAUACUUGCUUUAUACUUUUAGGUACAAAGUCUUUAAGUACAAAGUCUUUUCUGAACCGUGCCGUGCUAUAUGGAAUAGGCUUUAGUCGCAGAAAACUGAGGCAUAAUUAUUUGUCAUAAUAAGUGUUUCGCCCCAUUUAACGGAAUGCGGCUUUCGGAAUCCGGAAAAAUUUUGCUAUUGGAAUCUGGAAUCCUGAGCUUUGGAAUCCGGAACAUAGCUCAAGGAUUCCGGAAUUAGUAAUCCUACUAACCACUAAAAUCCAGAAUCCAAGUUCCUUUGGGAAAUAUUGGAACCCAGUACCUGGAAUCAGGAAUACACGGCGCCGUGGAAUCUAGAAUACAGGGCCGGGUUGUUCAAAGCCGGUUUAAAAUAACCCAGGGUUAGUCUGAAAUUUGAGUUCAGAUAUGAAGGCUUAAAUAUCAAAUUCAUUUUAAAUCUCUUUGUCUAUAAUUUUUUGAGAGCAUGCUAUAAAUUGAAUAGAGAAAGUUAUCGGAGAAAUUGCUUUUUUGAACAAAAGAGAAAGAAACACGGAUAGAAAUUUAAUCCAAGAUUUGCGCUAAUAGGCCUUCAAACAACUGGGCCCAAGACUGCCUUGGAUUCUCUUACAUGCAGGCGAAAUGUUUAAGUGUGCCUCAUUUGCUUUUUUAUAAACCCAUAAGUUAUACUUGCAAAACCUGAAAGAAAAGAAAACCGAUUAUUUACUAUCCUUUGUUUUCAGAGGCUCGCUCUUUGAUUUCAUGGAUGCUUUCCAGGGAUCCAGAUCAGCGACCAACUUUGCAACAAAUUAGAAACCAUUCCUGGAUUAAUAAGUAA
Messenger RNA from Porites lobata, 6536 nucleotides. The record is from the annotation of a GenBank genome assembly. Lineage: Eukaryota; Metazoa; Cnidaria; Anthozoa; Scleractinia; Poritidae.